Messenger RNA from Salvelinus namaycush (lake trout), 2034 nucleotides. RefSeq names its product hydroperoxide isomerase ALOXE3-like. Lineage: Eukaryota; Metazoa; Chordata; Actinopteri; Salmoniformes; Salmonidae. The transcript is spliced from 14 exons. Gene Ontology annotation, biological process: lipid oxidation; linoleic acid metabolic process. Gene Ontology annotation, molecular function: iron ion binding; oxidoreductase activity, acting on single donors with incorporation of molecular oxygen, incorporation of two atoms of oxygen; protein binding. The record is from RefSeq and is a predicted model, not a curated record. Bases 1 to 2013 code for a protein of 670 amino acids.
AUGGCAAAAUACAAGGUGACUGUGCACACACACAACAUCGCAACUGCCACCACGAUGAACAACGUCUUCAUCAAGCUGGUUGGCGAAAAAGGAGAGAGUAAGCGCACAUGGCUCACUAGCUUGAAGGGACUCUUCUAUCAAGAUACAGGGUCUCGUGAAUUCGACGUGGUGUGCCCCUUUUCACUCGGCAAGCUGGUGCUGAUAGAGCUGGACAAACAGCCCCUCCCACUCUUCCCCCAGGACGCCUGGUUCCCGUCCAAGGUUGUCGUGACGACGCCAGAGAGAGGCACAUGCCAGUUCCCUAUCUACCGUUGGAUUAUGGACAAGGAGGUGCACCUGUUCAGAGAGGGCACAGCUAAAAGACUCUGUGAUGAAACUAAUAAUCUUGCCAGGUACAGCAGGGAACUGGAGAUGAAGACGAGAACUGAGCAGUACUGCUGGGAUACCUACAAGGAGGGUUUCCCCGGCAGCAUGAAGGCAGACAACCCUCUGGAUCUUCCCAGCGAGAUCCAAUUCUCGUUCACCAAGGCCACCCAGUUCCUCUUCACCGCCGCCACCGGGAUCACUGAGCUGAAACUGAAGGGGUAUUCCGACAACAAGAAGAGCUGGAAAAACAUUGAUGAAAUCAGCGAAGUCUACCUCAAUAGAACUGUCAUCUCAGACUACGCACAGGAGCACUGGAAGGAAGAUGAGUUUUUCGGGUACCAGUAUCUGAACGGCUGCAACCCCAUGUUGAUCCGUCGCUGCUCGGAGUUGCCGGCAAAUUUCCCCGUCACAGAAGACAUGGUGAAGCCCUCUCUUCGUGGAUCGUCCAGCCUCCUAAGGGAAUUGCAGAGCGGCAACAUAUUCCUGGUUGACUACAAGAACCUGGAUGGAUUAAAGGCAAACGUGAUCAAUAAGAAACAACAGCACAUGGCGGCUCCUCUGGUCCUGCUCUACAGAACCCCUAAUGACAAGCUGGUUCCCAUCGCCAUCCAGCUGAAUCAGAAGCCUGCAAAAGACAACCCCAUCUUCCUUCCUACUGACUCUGAGUAUGACUGGCUCCUGGCCAAGAUCUUUGUGAGGAGCGCUGACUUUCAAGAGCAUCAACUCAAUGUCCACCUGCUGCGCACUCACCUCCUGGCUGAGGUGUUCGCCAUAGCACUGCUGCGCAACAUGCCCAUGGUGCACCCUCUCUACAAGCUUCUGAUUCCACACACCCGCUACUCCCUCCAGAUAAACCUCUUGGCCCGGGCAUUUCUAAUAGCUGAUGAAGGAGUUUUCACUCAGUUUGCUGCUUCGGGCGGAGAGGGGAUGAAUGAGAUCCUGAGGAGAUCUUUGGCCUCAUUGACCUACAGCUCCCUCUGUGUGCCGGAAGACAUCACUGCACGAGGUCUGGAGUCAGUCCCCAACAACUACUACAGGGAUGAUGGACUCAAGCUGUGGGACAUCAUCCACAGGUUUGUAGAGGAAGUGAUUAGUUUCUAUUACAAGAGUGACUCAGAGGUCCGGGUAGACCAGGAACUACAGAACUGGAUCAAGGAUAUAUUUUACCAUGGCUUCCUGGCCCAAGAAUGCACAGGAAUCCCUCAGUCUUUCUCCACUGUGCCAGAGGUCGUCAAGUUCGUCACCGUGGUGAUCUUCACCUGCUCAGGCCAACAUUCUGCUGUCAACUCUGGACAGUAUGACUAUGGUGGCUGGAUGCCCAACACCCCCAUCUCCCUGAAACAACCACCUCCCACCACUAAGGGGCAGUCUACUGAGAGCACCAUGCUGAAGACCCUCCCCGAUGUCAGCACAACAGCACAGGGCAUGUCAACUAUGUGGCUCCUUAGCAAGCAAUCCAGUGACUUUGUGACCCUUGGCCAUUACCCAGAGGAGCACUUCAACGAGAUACCACCCUGCAAGAUGAUUCAGAAAUUCCAGACGAAGCUGGAGGUCUUCAGCGAGACCGUCAAUGCCAGGAACUCUGGGCUACCAGUGCCAUACACCUACAUGGACCCUGCUGUGGUGGAGAACAGUGUGGCCAUUUAGAUAAGCCAAAGUCCUAGACCA